GGGGGGAGUGGGCGUGUCUUAAACUGUCAACUAACCGAAGAAUAACAAAAACAAACACAACGCCGAGGGGGGUUCCGGGACCGGGGCGGCGGCAUGUGAUCUGACGUGGUGCCGAAAAACAGGCUCUCCUUUGGUCUCUGCCUACAUCAGAGGCAAAAUGAACAAACGUUUUUACGGUGGGUCACCGAGCUGCGCAGGAAGGUUAUCUUUCGUGACCAAGGCUUAAGUCAGUUACGAUUCCUCCUCAGGAACCAUGGACACAUCCUCUGAUGAAGAGGAGGUGCGCACCUUCGUCCAAGUCCUCAGUGAGAAGUACAACCCAGAGAAUUUCCCCUAUGGCCAAGGCCUGGGAGUAGUGAUUCUGCCCAGCCCUCCAGGAUCCCCCGUCAAGGAUCGCCUGUUCUUGCCCAGUGUACUGGUUGUGAACGACUGUGGAAUCAGUAAAGCUGGGGACAAGUCAGACAUUGCAGCUUUCUGUGCCCAUGUGGUAGAGCUGGACCUGUCCUACAAUCAGCUUAAUGACUGGGCAGAGAUCUGCACUAUUGUUUCCAACAUCCCCCACCUGGACUUCCUCAAUCUGAGCACGAACCCUCUGAGCGGCGUGGAGCUGGAGCCCAGCAUGGCUGAGAUUUUCUCCAGGGUCCGGCGACUUGUCCUGAUCAACACACACAUCAGUUGGGACACGGUGCACACACUCACACAACAUACACCAGAGCUGGAGGAGCUUUUCCUUUGCCUGAAUGGCUACAACACUGUGUCGGAAUCCCAGACGUCCUGUCCGUCACUACGCCUGCUGCAGAUUACAGACAACCAGCUGCAGGAAUGGGCAGAAGUAAGGAAGUUUGGUUUGAUGUAUCCGUGUCUGAGUACACUGGUGCUGGCCAAUAACAGUGUGGACUCUGUGGCAGACACCCCGGAAACACUGCAGCGCCUCUUCCCCAACCUGCGCGGCAUCAACCUCAACAACUCAGGGCUUAGUAAAUGGGAGGACAUUGAGAGGCUGAAUUUCUUCCCCAAGCUGGAGGAAGUCAAAGCAAAGGGGAUUCCUUUAUUGCAGCCUUACACCACCCAGGAGAGACGUAGCCUCCUUUUAGCACAGCUGCCAUCUGUCGUGGUCUUGAAUGGGAGUGCAGUGUCUAGUGGAGAGAGAGAGGAUGCUGAGAGGUUCUUCAUCAGGUACUACCAGGACUGCCCAGAACAGGAGCUUCCUGAGAGGUACCACAUCCUUGUAUCCAAGUAUGGUCACCUGGCCCCGCUGGCGGAGGUGGACCUGAGCCCCCGCUGCACCGUGGUGGAUGUUCGCUGGGGGGAGAGGGUGGAGGCAGUCAGCCUCCGCCUGGAGCAGACAGUGGGCGACCUGAAGAAACACCUUAGAGCUUUGCUACAGCUGCCCACCAAUGGAAUCAGGCUUUUCUACAUCAACCGGGAAAUGUGUUCAGUCUUGGGGCCUGAGGAGUUGAGGUGCGGCUGCCGGGCCCUCCACUCCUACAGUAUUCGAGAUGGGGAUGAGAUUCUAGUGGUGCCCAAAGUCAAAAGCCGCUGCAGCUCCACAGGUCUUUGAAUCUGAUUUCAAACAAAUGGAACUUCAGGGGUUUUAGAUAAUGGACACUUUCUGGAUACUAAGCUUUGACUUUAGCCUUUAUUUUUUAUUUUAUUUUUUUAGAUUAAAAAAAGGGUGAUAUUUCUCAGCCUUGAAUGUAAAGAUGUUUGCUGUCCACCAUAUUGAACAAAUUUAUACCAUAGUAUAUUUGCACAUAGAAGCUCCAUGUUCACAAAGUUUGUAACUUGAGUGCAAGUCACACAUUUUUAUCCUUAAAGUGCCUUGAGCUAAGAUAACAGUUUACGUCUCAUUAUGAAAAAUGUUAAGCAAAUCCAGAUAUGGUGCAAGGCUGUUUAUGAAAGAAAAAACAGCUGCCAUAAAUACAAUUGAAUGCACAAAUUGCACAUUGAUUUUAAAACUAAAACCACUUUAUAAUUAGUGUUUGUCUGAUUAGAAAUGACCCCCCCCCCCGGCUUGCUUAACGUGCUGGUGACACUGCUGCACCAUGCAUGGCACUUAUUAAUAUUUAAUUGAGUAGUGAAAAAUGUUAUAAUUGGGUUUUAAAACAUAAUUAAUACUACACGUUAAGAUGAAAUUUGGAUUUUAAAAAUACCAGUUUCUGCAUAUCUGUUGUGUAGUUUCACUCUUCAUCUUGUUUUUGUAGUGACUUGGCUGGCUUUUCUGCACCACAACUAGCAGCUCAUGUCUUCUCUCCAUUUUACUGUUGACUUUCUGUCGGUCGAAGAUUAGGCCUGUUGACUGGCAGUAGUGAACAAUGCAGCAUUUUAUACAGUUUUGGUGAAAAAUCAUGGUGAAAAUCAUUUGGUGAAAAAUCAUCAAAAGCCAACAUAAUGGCAAACAACGAACCUUUGAUUGCCGCCAAUCUAAAUUCACUGAACACAAAGUCUUCACAUGACUUUUCAAUGUGUGGAUAUUGGUAUUGCCAAGAGUUGGUGAAUAAUUUACAGUGUGCAUUUGCAGUACAUAUAGAUAACUAUUAUGUUAUUUAUAUGUGAACUUGUCAUGAUCAUGACAGGUUCGAAGAGGCUCUAUUUUUCUAACCUUUAUUCAAGCAGAGUAGGUCCACUGAUGAGAAUGGUGUUUUUGGGAAACACAAUGGUGUGCAUAAGUAAGACAAAUCACUCCCUGCUUAUUCCUGACCAGUCUACUUCACAUGGCUCUGGUUAAAUAUCCUGAGAUAACCCCGAGCUGAUGCACAAGUACAGUGUGUUGGCGAUAAAACAGAGCACAUGGCUUCUGCUCAGUCAAGGUACUCUGGCAGAAAGACGAGACAAGUCUCGGGUGAGCUUGGGUCUGGGACAGAGAAAAGGCCUGUUGAUGCUCAAGUUACUGCAGGUCUUCUGGCUGUCCAGCCCAUGAAUGGAGCAACUCUCUUUCCCUGCAGAGGCAGCUGAGAAAUGUUGAGGGCCAGUCUAUUUGAUAACCACACACCAGCCAUUGUGUCACGGACACUUCCGAUGUAUUUUGGAUUUAGGUUUGAAUGGGUUCACCCAGCGGAAUCUUGCCCCUCACCCAUUCACUUCAAUCUGUCCUUUGAAUCCGUCUCACAAACCUGACACUCCUGGUGUCUGCUGUUUCACAGGAUGCAAGGUUGUGAAUUUUUACAUCGGUUCACAUUGGCGACAGUUUUCAAAAUCUGUCUUUCUGUCUUUAUUGACUCAGGACCAUGGUUAUAUGGUAUGGAGUACAAAAAAAAACCCCAAUAUAAUUGCAACAGAGCAAUUUCACCCGGCAGGGGUAAAAAACAGUAUAAGGUACUUAAACAAAGGUAGAACAUUCUUCAGAAAGGCCCCCUAACGUACCAAUAACACUAAAAACAAAGAUAAAGUAGAAAUAAAGAUAAAGAUAAAGAUAGAAAAACACAUGUCCACCUGCCCUGUUUGUUUGGCAGGUGAAGUAAAGCUAGUUAUUAUUAUGGUUCUCUGAAGAUGCAUGUAAUAAUUUCUGUCUAUAUAUCCAACACGCACACCUCCCAGAUCUUAAUGUGUGGAGCUGAGCUUAGCGUCAAGCAGGCUGUUU
This is a messenger RNA of Xiphias gladius (swordfish), 3580 nucleotides long. Its product is annotated as tubulin-specific chaperone cofactor E-like protein. The transcript is spliced from 10 exons. Gene Ontology annotation, molecular function: alpha-tubulin binding. Gene Ontology annotation, biological process: protein folding. The record is from RefSeq and is a predicted model, not a curated record. NCBI's taxonomy places the organism in Eukaryota, Metazoa, Chordata, Actinopteri, Istiophoriformes, Xiphiidae. The coding region runs from base 254 to 1561 and encodes 435 amino acids.